CUAGCGUGGCUAAUUUCCAAACCGGAAUCGUUUGGGUUUUGAAACAUGGCGGAUGCCGAUAAGUUUCCAAACCUAAAAAUCUGCAUAGAUAACACAGAAUCGGAUGAUGAAAAUGCUGACAUCGUUUCUAUCCACGAAGAGGAAGACUUAGACGACGACAGAUACAACGCCAGUGAUGACAGCGAUGAUAAUGAGGUCGAAUUCAAUGUCCGUCUGGGAAACCUUGGCAGGAACGAGAAAAACAAAACUCGAGCACUCACAAAGGCACACACUAGGGUAUAUAAAAAUAAAGACGGGGAUUUCAUUACUGGUGUAGACGUCACAGACAAGACCGAGAAAAAGAAAAGACUUGAAAGAGCCAAGAGAUUUGGGGUCACUGAGAAGGAACAACAGGCACCUGCUAUCAAUCUGAAAAAAAUAUACAGAAGCUUGGGUUUGGAUGAGGACAAACCGGACAGUGAUGGACGUGGGAUUCGUCUCGAGGCCAUCCACAUGCGUGGUGUCAAUGACAUGAGCAGCAAGGAUGUGGUUGGUUACUUCAAGGAAUUCUCCCCUGGGGAAAUAGAGUGGAUUGAUGAUGCCUCAUGUAAUGUGGUUUGGCAGGAUGCGCUGACGACAGCACGUGCGAUGAUCAGCUGUAGUGUUAGCUUUGAGACUGCGACCAACAGCGUCGACUUACAGGGUGACUCUGCCAGCAGUGAGGACUCUCAUACAGAGUCAAUGGGUAAAAGAAACUCGAGGAAAAAGGUGAAAACAAAGACGAAGAAAUCAAGGAGAAGCAGUAGCAGCAGUUCAUCUUCAUCAUCAUCAUCAUCCUCUUCAUCCUCUUCAUCAUCCUCAAGUGAUGAAAAUGAUGGCAAAAAGAAGAAAUCAAAAACAAAAACAAAGACAAGAGACACAGAGCAGAGGAAGGAGGAGAACAUGGAGGAUGAAGAUGUGUUAGAUUUGAUGGACGACGGGGCUGUCGGUGUGAAAAAAGACAUCAGUGAAACAAAGGCCAGCAGUAGAGACAGUAAAAAGAAAGAAAACACAGUGGUUAAACAACAGAAAAGCUCAGUGAAAAAAUCUUCUCAGAGUACAAAGAAAAACAAAAAAAGGAGAGACUCUUCAUCAAGUUCUAGUAGUUCGUCGUCAUCAUCAUCUUCAUCAGGCUCUUCUGCAACGUCAUCAUCUGGCUCAUCAUCUUCAUCGUCCGGGAGCAGUUCUUCUAGUAGUUCAGAUGAGGAAAUGGAUGAAGAAAAGAAAAAAAAACUUGAGAAGAAAAAAAUGGAGAAAAAAGCCAGCAAGAAAGCAAAACUUCGACAACGUUUCCACGUUCAAAAAGAGUCUGAUAUAGCUUGGCCACCAGGUAGAUGGCGACUUGGCAAGGUCAUUCCAAAGACUAAGCAUAUAUUCCUACGGUACUCUACUAAAGCUGAUAAAAAAAUUAGAGGAGCCGAGAAAAGAAGUGAAUAUUACAAGAAGUUUGGAAACCCAAAUUAUGGAGGAAUGACAGGGCUGAUCAGUAAUUCCAGAAAGAGGAAGCUGCGUGUGAGCCAGCAGCGUGAGGAGACACAUGAGGUCAAGGCUGUUAUACAGGCCAAGCGUGCCACCAUUACCUACGACGACGUCAACAUCUUCGGGGAUUCUUCCAUUACUGCAAAUGUAGAUAUGGAUGAAAUUGAGGAGUUUGGUGCUGCCAAGGAAGUGAAGCCAGCCAUUUUGCCCGGCCUACCAGGCAAACUCUCCAUUCUGGACCAGCAUGAGAUGGAGGAGGGUGAAAUAGAGGAUAGUGAGCCUGAGGAGAUAGUGCGACCAGUUAUCCGUCAGAGGGAUGUCCGGCCCAGGGAGGAUCGCCGCAAGAUACAACAGCAGCAGGAUGAGGAGGAGGAGGAUGACGAUUUCCUGGACCUCUCAGCUGGUACAAAGCCAGAGGUGAAGGAGGUUGAUGAGGAGGCAGUAAUGAUGGAACAGGAGCUGGAUAUCCUCCUGGCCUCACCGCCACGGAAACGCAGUAUGAGGAUGUAUGCCGAUGACAUUGAGGAUGAGAGGAAUGCUAAAAGUAUGAAGAGGAGUGAUAUUGACUUAACAAUUUCUGCUGACCGUGAGACAGAGAGAAAGGUGGGUCUAUUGGAUGACGAUGAUGAUAGCCCCCCACCCUCGCGUGUGCGGGAUGCCCGGCAGAAAAUUCGUAGUGUAAGCAGAGCGUUAAGUGGAGCACACAUGGACGAGUCACCAACCGUAAGAAGUGGCAACGAUCUCCGCAGUAAACUUCAACGACGGAAAAAUGGAGGCGGAGACAAUUCAAAAUAUCAGCGUAUGAGGAUAGAAGUGUAUGAUUGAUAGAUAAUUGUUUUUACUUGUGAUGAAGGAGUGAAUGUGUAGGUAUAUGUGAUGCUUCAGUCACAGACACACAUUACAUACAUACAGAUGUAGAGUCAUUCACAUAGGUUUGAUGUUUGAAACAGUACAUGUCUAUGACAGAUAACAUCCUUUGAGGGACAAUUAUGCGAUAGUUUGUAAAGACAGAUCAAUGUUGUGACUGUAUUGACAUUUAUGUUGACUGAAAUCAAUUUAAGGGAUUUACAAUUCCAUUACAGCUGGUGAUUUGGUUAACAGAAGUUGAACAUCUCAUCAAUGUUUACUGUAUUGAUGUUAACGUUCACAGGUAUAGAUUUUCUCAAAUUUUCGUUCAUAACUUAUUUAUAAAAUUUCAAUUUUGCACAGGUUGAAUAAAAUAUUUUGUGUUUUUUCAAUUUUUAAUAUGGAACAUUACACUACUUUUUGUCGAAUGCACCAAAAGCCUACCUAAUUAUAGUUAUCUAAUGACUGAAGGUGUGAAAAACGUUGGUGUCAUACUCUAAAAUGAUACUGGCAAACAGCUGCUAUGUAUCACAAGAAAACAAUUGAGGCUUACCUGUUUUAUUCUCAGAUUAUAUAAUUCCUUAACAGUAGCAGAAAAAAUAAUAGGCCAAUGAUACUUAUGGCUUCAACGAUGCAUUUAGUAAAUACACAUUGUAGUACCAAUUCCAGAGAAAUGUACAAACAACAUAACCUCGCAAACAAAGAGUUCAUAUAUGUACUUGUUAAUAAAUAUAAAAUCUUGUAGAUGUCUGUAAAAUUGGAUGUAGAUAUGAUUGAUUUUAAUAAAGAUACUGGUUACA
Molecule: messenger RNA, 3143 nt
Organism: Mizuhopecten yessoensis (Yesso scallop)
Lineage: Eukaryota; Metazoa; Mollusca; Bivalvia; Pectinida; Pectinidae
Product: nuclear cap-binding protein subunit 3-like
Exons: 12
Coding region: 46-2322 (758 amino acids)
Cellular component (GO): nucleus; cytosol
Molecular function (GO): RNA 7-methylguanosine cap binding; mRNA binding
Source: RefSeq, a predicted model, not a curated record